This is a messenger RNA of Phanerochaete carnosa HHB-10118-sp, 3394 nucleotides long. RefSeq lists its product as uncharacterized. Bases 7 to 1341 code for a protein of 444 amino acids. The record is from RefSeq and is a predicted model, not a curated record. The transcript has 10 exons. Lineage: Eukaryota; Fungi; Basidiomycota; Agaricomycetes; Polyporales; Phanerochaetaceae.
UCAAAAAUGAGCAAAAAGGGUGCUAAGUCACAGCCCAAGGAGACUUCCUACGAAGUUCGCGACGUUGUCCUCGCGAAAGUACGCGGGUACCCCCCCUGGCCAGGCAUCAUCAUCGACCCCGAGAGCGUGCCGAAGAAUGUCGCGAAGGAGCGACCCAACGCGAAAAGCAAGAAGGGUAACUGGUACUGCGUUCGCUUCUUCCCGGCCGGUGACUAUGCUUGGGUAGUGCCCAAGGACAUCUCGAAGCUCCAGCAGCACGAGAUCCAGGCCUACAUUGAUGAGCCGUACAAGAAGUCUGGAGACCUUCUCCAGGGCUACAAGAUUGCUCUCGACCCCAAAAAGUGGGAAGAGGAGCGUGAGGCUCUCCAGGCAGAGGCUGCGGAGGAGGAAGCCAACGCCGAGGUUGAUCAGCUGGAGGAGAGUGAGGCCGAUGAGGGUGCAGAGGACGAAGAUGACGAGAAGAAACCGAAGACGAAGAAGCGCAAGCGCGAGUCUGAGGUCGCCUCUGCGAAAAACAAGUCGGUAAAGGUCAAGGCUAAGAAAGAGCCUGCCGAAUCGAAGAAGAAGGCCUCUACUGCCAGCAAGAGCAAAAAGAAUGGUGUCAAGUCGAAGGCUGUGGUCGAGUCUGAGGAUGAAGGUGCCGAUGGCGAGGAGGACGAGGAUGCUGGGCCCUCUAAGAAGACGUCGCCACCACCUGCUAAGAAACAGAAGCGUGACAAGGACGACGAGGAUGUCGAUUCCGCUCUAGCAAAGGAUCCAGAGGCCGUGAAGGUCAGAGAUUGGAGACACAAGCUCCAGAAGGCCUUCCUCAGCAAGUCAGCGCCCAAGGAAGAGGAUAUGCCCGGUUUCGACCAAUUGUUCCGCACUGUUGAAGAAUAUGAUAAUAUGAGCAUUCAGUACCUUACAUUCUCCAAGAUUGGCAAGGUCAUGCGCCACAUCCACGCCCUCUCUACCGACAAAGUCCCGCGCGACGAUGAGUUCAAGUUCAGGGAGCGCGCCAAGACUCUCGUCGACAAGUGGCACGACAUCCUGUCAGCCAGCAAGGCCUCUGAGGGCGCCGUCCGUAAGCCGGCUACUAACGGCAAGCCGCAUACGGAAGAAGCCGGCACCGCGAACGGAAAGGAGGAUGCGAAUGGCAAAGAGGAGAAAGAGGCUACGUCUGCCACCGAGGAGAAGGAUGAAGCGAAGGAUAGCAUGGAAAUCGACGCUAGGGAGGAGGCUGCGCCGGAGACCGCUUCUGAGAAGGCUGAGGAGAAGGACAACGACGCACCCGCUGAGGAAGAGGCAACUCCUGCCGCCGCUGAGUUUGUCGCAGACAUCGCAAUGUCUGAGGCUGCGUAGAGGAAGCCAGUUCACAAACUUCAAUGUUUAGCGAAAAGCUAAGGGAUCUCUAAUCCAAAUUUCUACCGUAUCUUUCCCUCUGCUCCUUGUUGUGCUCUCAUACGUACCAGAGGACUAAAAUCUCUACUCUAGGUGUUGUCGCUGCUCUUUUUCUCCCUCUUCGAUCCACGUUCACUGUACACUCCUGCUCCUCAUGAUUCAACUUGUUCUCCCGGUCCUGUCUCUCAUUCAACAACGCACACCUGCAGCCUUGCCCGAGAUAUACGCUUUGGUAACGUAUGGGAUAUGGUAUUUCCACAAUGUGAAUAAUUAUGCUACAUGCACUGUAUGUAUGGAUAAGGAGAGAGCGAGCGGCGAUAAAUAAGCAAUGUGUAGUGUACGUAACUACCGGAGUCCGACGACAAAGAGGAGGCACGCCAUUAGAACGCAGCGGUGACGGGGGUGGACGAACGGACAUCUGCCCAUGGCGACUCUUCAGUUUCGAAGUACGACAAAGGUCGUCCAGCUGUGAAGCCGAAUUGGCCUGGCGACGGUGAAUGCGCGAUCGAGGAGGCGGCGGUCACGGACAUUUCAGGCGGAGAGAGCAACUCGCGAUGAGUGGGCUCAACGGCAGUGGGCUCUGCUUCUUCCUCUUCAGCCGACUCCUUGGCCUCGUCGCUGUCUGUCGGCGACGAAUCUGUCGCAUCAUCCAGAGCUAGUCCGACCUCAGGCAAGUUGAGCGGAGGCGGCGCAGGGGCUCGCGUUGACGAUGACGCAGGUUCGUCGACAAUUCGCACCAUUGACCGAGGGGAUGACGGUAUCGACGACGGCUGGGAAGAUGGCAGAGAUUUAACCGCGAUGGCAGAGGACGACGAUCGCUUGUGGGAGUGAUGCGCAGACGAUGGGGACGACGAUGCGAAGGUAUGGCUCGGAAGCGGCGAUGGCGAACGACUCUCGGCCUCUUGUCGCUGAUGCUCGACCAACUUUAGCGCACUCCGUAGAGCCUCCUUCUCCGCCAUGGCCUCCUUCAGCUCUUCCUCCGUGUCGGCGAGCUUCAUGCGCUCUGCAGCGACCAUUUUAUUGGCCUCUUCGAAUAGCGCCUGGGACAACGACUCGAGUUCGGCUUCAAGCUGCUCCUUUGCUGCCUGUGCGGUCUUGUGUGCCUUACGCUCCCGCUCCAGCUGUGCAAGUAGCUCUUCCAUUUCCUUCUCUUGGUCACGGGUGGGAAUGAGCGACGGUAAUGAAGCAGAAGUCAGGUGAGCCGCUGCAGGAUGGCUAUUCGGAUUUGGGGACACUAUUCGAGGCGAUCCAGCAGUAGGAGUGCUCUGAUUUCCGAAGCGGAAUUUGAAGAAGCGGCCUUCAGUGGUGGAAGGCAGCGGAGACGGGGCAGCUGGAGAAGGUGCAGAGUAUUCCGGCAGAGAAGCAUUGCUCUCCGUACUCUGUCGCCGAGGAUCCGCCAAUUCGCGCUCUCGCUGCUCCUUGGCACUCCAUCGUCUCCACCCGACGUCUUUGGAAUGUGCUGCACCAUCGCGCUUUAGUGCAUCUUCAAGCAUCUCAUUGUUAGCCAGCGCGAGCUGCAAGUUUGACUUCGCAAGCGUCAGCUCGGUCUGUAGAUCCGUCUGCGCCUUGCAGGCUUCUUUCAACAUUAAGAUGAGCUCCUCUACCCUGCUGAUCGUCCGAGACAACGCCAUUCGCAGGUCCUCUUCCUGUCCUUGCGAGUGAGCACGCUUUACAUCCCGCAGCUCAUCUUCAAUCUGCGUAAACGCAGCAGCCUUCGCAGCGCCAAGACUGUCUGAACGUUGCGGGAGAUUUGACCGUUGAUGCAUUGGCAAUGCGAACAUGCGAGUGGUAUCAGAUCAAGCGUACUGGCUUAAGCACAGCAAUAAACGACGUUUCUAAGUCUGACCAAGAAAACAGGGCGGAGGUCACGGUACGGUGAAGUGAACCUGGUGCGAUACGUCCAAAGAGUUCCGAGACAAGAGAGAAUAAAUUACUGGGACAGGGAUGUUUUGUAGCCUUAGAAAGUAUCUUUGGUGCUCAGACCCCUUUUUCGCCGUCGCAAUUGUUGUCGUCG